AUGAUGAAUACGCUAGAUAUGGCUGUAGUGAGCUCGGGGAAUUGGGAUAUGUCGGAGAUUGAGGGUGUUGUGAAGGCGCUACCAGAGCUGACAACUACUUCGACUUCAGCGAGCGCUAGUGCUUCUGCCACGGGAUCAGAAACAGCGUCUACAACUACCCAAUACUCGGUUACCGUGACACCUCCAUCUGCUGCUGGGAAUCCCAAUGUAUGGCAUAACCACAAACCAGACGGGACUGUUUUCAUCGUAGUGGGCAGUAUCGUGGGGGCGACGAUUCUGGGGAUGAUACUUUGGUCGGUGAUAACAAGCCACUUGUCCCGUAGGAACGCUAAGAAGAGUUUUAGGGAAGAUCAGUAUCGUCGCCACAAUCGUGGUGGCAGCGCACUCUAUGACAGCGGCGACGAUAAGGAGCUGACGCCCGGUCUUUACGGCUCAGAAUACGGGGAAACUGGGGAAAAGAGCAGGCGAUCUCGUCUCAGCCUUUUGGGAAACGGGAGUAGGUUGAGAGAGUCGAAUUCGUCGGAGUCGGUUCCAGGUUAUGAGCCGGAGUGGCUGGAACCUGUCGGCCAAGAAACAUUCAACCCCAUCCAGGACCCUUUCACCAGAUACAACCGAAAUUCGCUGUUCAUAUCGCCCACAAUUGAAGUGGCUCAAAAGCCAAACCUGCUACCCAGUCAGCGUAGUCGCUUGCUAGAAAAACCGUAUCACCAAUCUAGCCUAUCAGCCACCUCGCUGUUGUCCUCGGAUGAGAUCAAUUCUACACUUAACAAGCCUGAGAGAGCGGCGUCUCCAGAACGGAAGGGGAAAAAGGGCGUCUCAGGCCAUCACAAGAGGAAUAAAUCAUCUAUCGGGUUGACUCCAGCGAACUCCAGCUCGUCUUCGAGCAAUGAUAACACCAAUGAUCGUAGACCGAGAGGUGGACACCACAAACAGACACCGUCCAUGUAUUUGGAAGACAUGCUUAACGUUAGCAAUGCUGCGUAA
Molecule: messenger RNA, 984 nt
Organism: Torulaspora globosa
Lineage: Eukaryota; Fungi; Ascomycota; Saccharomycetes; Saccharomycetales; Saccharomycetaceae
Exons: 1
Coding region: 1-984 (327 amino acids)
Cellular component (GO): cellular bud neck; fungal-type vacuole
Source: RefSeq, a predicted model, not a curated record